AAGUAUAAAUGAGGUCUAACAUAUAAGAAUAGGAAUAAUAAUAUUGAAAUUUUUGGUCUAUACCAAAUUAUUGUAGUUUUUGUACAGUGAAAACUAUUCUCUUAAUUCUUGGUGGUUUUGUAUUUUAUUCAGGCCCUACUUACAUUUUAAUCUAUAUGCAGAUUCUUCCUAAUGAUUAAAUAUAUCUAAAAUUUCCUAAGUAUAUGGUUAAGUAUAAAAAAAAAUAUUCAAAAUGGAAUAUACAGAUUAUUUCAACAAGAACUACAUGUAAGCAUGAGUUUCCCAAUUCAUCAUUCAGAGCAGAUUCAAUUCCAUCUCUGUUAGAAUGGAAAGAGGUUGAUCUUUGAGCAGCUGGACAAAUUUUUAAAGUUCAACAAAAUCUCUAGUAAAUGCAAAAAUGUUCAAGAAUACAUUCCAAAGUGGAUUCUUAUCUAUUUUAUACAGCAUUGGCAGCAAACCAUUGCAAAUAUGGGACAAGAAGGUUAGAAAUGGACAUAUCAAGAGAAUCACUGACAAUGACAUCCAAAGUCUUGUCUUGGAGAUAUUAGGCAGCAAUGUUAGUACAACAUAUAUCACUUGUCCUGCGGAUCCUAGAAAAACUUUGGGCAUAAAACUACCCUUUUUGGUGAUGAUCAUCAAGAAUCUGAAGAAAUACUUUACAUUUGAAGUCCAGAUAAUAGAUGAUAAAAAUGUGCGCCGUAGAUUUCGCGCCAGCAAUUAUCAAUCUACAACGAGAGUGAAACCAUUCAUCUGUACUAUGCCGAUGAGACUUGAUGACGGAUGGAACCAAAUACAGUUCAACCUGGCUGACUUUACGCGUCGCGCAUACGGAACGAAUUACGUGGAAACACUUAGAGUGCAAAUUCAUGCUAACUGUAGGAUACGACGAGUAUACUUCUCAGACCGACUGUAUUCCGAGGACGAAUUGCCGGCGGAAUUUAAAUUAUUCUUACCAAUUCAAAAUAAAGCGAAAUGUUAAGAAACGUGAAAAGAGCACGACACUUCGGUAUCGCAGCGUUUCGUCGAAAACGACGAAAGUGAAUUUUGCGCCGGUGAAUAUCAGUCCACGACGAGGAUGAAGUCUGCACUCGAAGAAAUUGGACUAUGGAUAUAAAAACUAGAUAAAAUUCAACUUGGCUGACUUCCCUCCGGGUAUAUGUAGGACAAGAUGUAUGGAAACAUUUGAGGUCCAAAUUUACGCUAAUUACAAUAUAGAACGAGUGUGCUUUUCGGAUUAUAUUUCCAAGGAUGAUUAUAUAUUCCAAGAAUGAGUCGCCAGUGGAAUUUAAAUAUUUCUUAUCAAUUCGAGAUAAGGCAUAGAGAAUUUUAAGAAUCAUUAAAGAAUUAUACUUGUCAAUAUCGUCUGUUCGAAUACGUCGCGAAAAACUUGUUGCGAUCAGUUUGAAAAUAAAACGUUAAAAUUUCAACAUCA
Molecule: messenger RNA, 1432 nt
Organism: Dinoponera quadriceps
Lineage: Eukaryota; Metazoa; Arthropoda; Insecta; Hymenoptera; Formicidae
Gene: Bug22
Product: cilia- and flagella-associated protein 20
Exons: 4
Coding region: 398-979 (193 amino acids)
Biological process (GO): regulation of cilium beat frequency involved in ciliary motility; cilium assembly; positive regulation of cell motility
Cellular component (GO): motile cilium; ciliary basal body
Source: RefSeq, a predicted model, not a curated record